GAGGGGCGGGGGGGGGGUCGGUGAGCAUCACCUUGGCCUCAGGGCUGAGCUCCGCCUUUGCCGCGCAGGUUGGCCCCCGCCUGUAUCGCCUCCUGGCCCCAUCCGCAUGCUGCCAGUUUGCCGACUUUUCACAUCUACCGAGUCUUUGCCUAAUUUGUCCUCCGUUCCGGUGUUUUCCUCGGCGUUGUGCUGAAGAUUUUGAGAGGCACGCCAUGGAGGCCGGUGCCUGAGAGCCUAAGAGAGCCCCCCCCACCCCGGUCCACCGGACACCACACGAGGGGGCAGUUCUGCACUCUGGUAGUCUCUCCGCCUGACCCUACUUCUCUCGCCCGGGGACCUGGAGCCUAAAGUUGACACACGUCGGCAGGCAUGAGGAGGAAAGACAGGAGCGGAGAGCAGGACGUUCGUGAGCGUGUGGUGUGACUGAGCCAGACAGACAGAAAGAGGGCGAACUCCCUGUGCACCAGCAGCCGACUCAUAUUGUGAAGAAUUAACUACUGCUGGUAUUUCAGCUGCUCUCACAGUCGAGUCAUGUUGCUGGCCGAGUGAACGCCCUGUCGAUGUUUGAAGCACUAAUGUGUCGCUCGGUGCACUUGCAGGUGUGAGAUUCGGCUGGCUGACACCUCUGGUUUUGGGUGACACUGAAGGCUGGGUAAAAGGACUAUACUUGCUGCAGACCCGAGGACGCAGUACCCUGCCAAGGACUAACUGGGGCCAGGUUCGAUCGUGUGGACGUAUUUUCUGAGUCUGUGAUGCAGAUGAUUUGUGAAGUACCGAUGUGAGGUGGACGUGCUGCAUGAACAUCUCUUUGUAAGCCCCCAUGCCCCCCUCCCCACAAGCCAGAGGGAUGGCAGAGGUGCAAACGUCACUCUAACAUCUCGUAUUGCGGCGGAUUUAAGGAGCUACAAUCGUCAGAAAUAUAGGAAACGCAAACCGUGCGAGGAGGUGCUCGCCGACGGCCCAGCCCUGGCAGGGGGGCUCAAGCAAGAGGACGACAGUACGCAGGGGUGGGGGCAUUCACAGGGGAAGAUGAUGGAGAAACUGGAGCCCCCCGCUUCCCCCAGCGCCCAGCGUGGCGGGCGGCCAAGUCCUCUGCGAAGCGCGUCGCCACCUGUUAACAGCCCGGCGGCUAAUGAACCGCAGAAGCGGGGAGACUCGGCCCAGAGCGGUGCCUCCGAGGAGCCCCCCCCCCCCAAGCCAGCGCCCACCAGCUGAGCCCAUUGCUGUGGAGACGUCCGACGGAGGGGGGUUGGCCAGAUCGCCACGCGAAACAACACCCCCGGUCUCCACCGCCAAAGACUCCCCCCUCAACCACACCACGCCCCCUCCCACCCCAUGUUCCUCUGCCACCCUCCCCCCCAACAUCCCGGUGAUCAGCCUCGGGCACAGCAAGCCUCCCAUCCCCCCCCUCCCUCUGCCCAGUCCCCAGCUGACUGCCCUGCACCCUAUUCCCCCCCGGGCCCUGGGCUCCAACGACAUCCGUCUGACGCAGCUCACCUCCCUCUCUGCUCCAGCUCCUACUGCCCCUGUGCCGCCCCCCGGCCCCCUGCUGCCACCAUCCUACUUGCCCGGCCACCCUUUCUUCAGCAGUGCCUACCUUGGUCCCUCAGGGAAUUACGGCCUCUUUGCCGCCAGCCGCAUGAAGAGGAGGUCCUCCUCGCACUUUGAGCUGGGCCUCUCAGAAGGCCCCCCCCCGAAGCUGGCGCGGCGAGUCUUCACCAACAGCCGGGAGCGAUGGCGGCAGCAGAACGUGAACGGGGCCUUCUCAGAGCUACGCAAGCUCAUCCCCACGCACCCACCAGACAAGAAGCUCAGCAAGAAUGAGAUCCUGCGACUGGCCAUGAAGUACAUCAACUUCCUGGUCCAGCUGCUCCAUGACCAGGCCGGCGAAUGGGGAAGCCAGACCACUGAGGAUGGGAGACCCCAGGAGGAGGGAGAAGAAGGAGAGGCUGCGGAGGAUGAGCGCCUGAGGGCGGCCAAUUCGUGGGAUCCGAACACCAGCUCACAGUGUGACAGCCCCCCCGGAGGCCACUCGCUGACUAAUCGGCCAGUCCUGGGCUCAGUCCUGCCCGACCAGGACUCCGAAUCCAUGAGUACCCUGGUAAUCUCCCCCGCCUCCAGCUGCUAUGGCGACACGGAUAGCGAGGAGAGUCUGAGCUCCAAGAACUCAGUAGUAAACCCUGGAGCGUGCCGGCUGGAGCCGGCUGCAGAGCGGAUGCAGCCGGUGCUCGCCAGCGACCAGCGGUGAUGCCAUGGUUACGUCCAGAAAUAUACCGAGCGCAGAAUCCGGACUGGCUGCCAAUGCACACAUCUCUCUUUCAUUUCACCAUAAUCACCACAUGUCUGUAAAUACAGCUAUUUCUUCUGACAUGACUGUCACUUUCUUUGAGUGGCCAUUACCCCCCCAUCAAGCUGAAUCUGAGGUGUGAUCACCCCUGUCCCUCGUCUGAAGUGUCAUUUCAGGCCAGGUCCUGACACCUAUACCGUGACAAAUGUUGGCGUUGGAGGUGGCUAACUGGGAAUCCUUCCACAGUCGGGAUCCGAGGCUAGAAGAUGACCAGGAGCCUGGAUGAGGAGAGGCUAGAUCUACGCACCCAGGACUUUUCGGCUCAUUGUCGCUGCUUUUUGUUAGAAACUCACACACAUACACGCUCCUUCCUCUUCUGCGGCCGACGGGCAGACGUGAUGGCCGAUGUGGCAGCAGGCGGAAGCGAACAACCACGGUUCCCUGUUCCACAUCCUCAUCUGACAGAGAAGAAACUUGUUUAGAUUCUGCCCUGUUUAGAGAGCAAGCCGGCUUGUGCCUCAUCACCCUGCGCCGGUCACGUCGCAACGUUUAGAUCAUUAUCCCCGUCGCACCCAGUCCGGUCUGUUAGUGAAAUCGCAGUUUGAAUUACUUGUGAAUUCGCAAGUGUGGUUUGUUACUCUCAGGCUGACCGCAUGCGUUGAUAUAUUCUGAUCUGUCCGACAGGCCAGCCGGGAAGGCCACUGAACCCCGACGCAUUCUAAGGGCAGCUUGUGUGCUUUCGGCUUCCUAUCGUUCUCUCGUACCACUCCCAGCCAUUACACAAUGGACACAGUUGAACGUCUCAUAGAUGCGUAAACCUCAGUUUAAAAUAUUUUCAUUGAGCGAAGUCGAGAUUGGCUUGUUUUCGUAUUUUUGAUAUAUUCUUCUCACUUCGGGCGGGUAAACCUGCCUCUCAGGUAUUCAGGUUUCUUUCUUUCCCAAGGGUAGAACUGAAAAUCCAACCCUAGCUGUAAAUGACAGCACUUAGCCAUCUGUUUGAAUCGCAGUUCUGACUGUGUAACACAAGAAGGGCUGUAGAAAUUGGGCCUUUCUGGUGCAUUUUUUCAUGCUCCCUCAGGAUAAGUGAAUUGGGACAGGGGCUGAGGGUGUAGGAGUGUUCCAAUUGGCAUACUAGCACACUCAGCUACUUGGUUUGUGUUCUUCCAGGAUGUGCAGUCUCCAUCACAGUGGUGUCAGUUUCUCACCACACUUGAGAGUAAUUUUUUUAAAUAUGUUUUGCUCAAUGACUUUAGAAAACUCCAAGAACACUUGAUUUAAUAUAAAGUACAUAAUAUAGUUUUUAAAAGUUUAUUUUAACUAUUAUUAAAUUAAAUCAUUCAAGAAAUGUAACUUAGCCCUCUUGUGACCAAAUUAGCUAUUAUUAAGUAACUGUACCUUGUUUGGUAUUUUGUUUUAGAAAUACUAGAAUUAUAUAACUAACAUUGUGAGAAAAAGUGAGUGGCUUUAGGUGAUUAAAUAUUCACAAAUGUGAAUUUUACAUGUAAACAUUAAAUUAUCAGUAUUAAACUUGCCUUUCAAAUAAA
Messenger RNA from Brienomyrus brachyistius, 3831 nucleotides. RefSeq names its product LYL1 basic helix-loop-helix family member (gene lyl1). Bases 1133 to 2248 code for a protein of 371 amino acids. The transcript is spliced from 4 exons. The record is from RefSeq and is a predicted model, not a curated record. Lineage: Eukaryota; Metazoa; Chordata; Actinopteri; Osteoglossiformes; Mormyridae. Gene Ontology annotation, biological process: regulation of transcription by RNA polymerase II. Gene Ontology annotation, molecular function: RNA polymerase II cis-regulatory region sequence-specific DNA binding; protein dimerization activity; DNA-binding transcription factor activity, RNA polymerase II-specific.